GUCACCGCGGAUAUCAUCUCCAUGUCCGCCCCCAGACCACAUCUCGAGUCUACGGUGAGGGUCGCCAGCGGCUCGGAUCCCUUCACCCUUGAGCCGUGUAUUGAAGACAUGCUCGAGACGCAGCACUGUACACCUGGAUCCGUCCUGCAAGUAGAAGGCAUAGACGAAGUCAACCCAAUAUCGCCUCGCUACCGUGCGGUGCGGCUGCUGUUAGGAGAUGGAGAGCUCUGCAUCCAGGCCUUGGCUGUGCCGGAGAUGCAUCACGUGGUGAAUAGCAGACGAUUUCACCUCGGCUGCUAUGUCCGUCUGGACUGGUUCGAGCUACGUUUUAUUCCGAUUCGUCCUAUUCCUAUAAUUGAAGGCCUAGAUUCAGACCUAGGCCUAGGAGACUACCUUGAGCAAGAAGCGGGUGAAAGGAAGGACGACGAUUACGACGACGACGACGAGGAGCAGGAGGAGGAGCAGGAGGGGGAGCAGGAAGAAGUCUUUUUGAUCGUUCGAGAUAUGAGCGUCGUCGGCUGGGAUCCUGCCUGCGUGCAAAUGACGGCAGAGUCCAGGCGGCAGACCAUCCAGCCUCUUGCUCAAAGGAAGCCGCUGGUGGUGUUCAACCCCCAAGUAGAGGCCAUUGAACGAGCACGAGACGACAAGGACUCUCCGCCGACGUCCACGACACAGCGUCCACUAGCUCUUAGGGAGGGAACAACAGCAGAGCACAUCAACAGCAGCAAACCCCUCAAACUGACACCGCUCAGGUCCAUCCCGAACCUGCCGUACAAGCAGAACUGGGUAGUCAAUGUCCUCGCCGUCGUGACCUCACUCUCGGGGGUCGAGCUGGCCAUCCUGCCUCCCAACAAGCAGCCGUUCAAGCAGCGCACGGCGCGGCUCGCAGACCCGUCGACGAGCAAACAGGUGCUCCUGACAGUAUUUCUCGACCCGGAGGCAUUCACGCCUGCCGUGGGGAGUGUAGUCCUGUUGCUUGCGGUCAAGAACCAUAGAUUCGACGGCGGCAGCUUGAAGAAGUACGGGAAUGAGGUUGUCAAGGAUAGGUCCACGUGGUGGGUUGAGAAUCCACAAGAUAUUGAAGGGUGCGAUGUUGAUGGUUUGGCAAGAUGGUGGGCUGAGAAGUCCUCGAAAGGUUUCGUGAGGCUCCUGGGCGCUGAGUAG
This is a messenger RNA of Cryphonectria parasitica EP155, 1164 nucleotides long. RefSeq lists its product as uncharacterized. The record is from RefSeq and is a predicted model, not a curated record. The transcript has 2 exons. The coding region runs from base 22 to 1164 and encodes 380 amino acids. Lineage: Eukaryota; Fungi; Ascomycota; Sordariomycetes; Diaporthales; Cryphonectriaceae.